Molecule: messenger RNA, 3128 nt
Organism: Myripristis murdjan (pinecone soldierfish)
Lineage: Eukaryota; Metazoa; Chordata; Actinopteri; Holocentriformes; Holocentridae
Gene: bag4
Product: BCL2 associated athanogene 4
Exons: 5
Coding region: 199-1425 (408 amino acids)
Biological process (GO): protein stabilization
Cellular component (GO): cytoplasm; nucleus; cytosol
Molecular function (GO): adenyl-nucleotide exchange factor activity; protein-folding chaperone binding
Source: RefSeq, a predicted model, not a curated record
GCUUCGCCAACUAGAUGUCAUUCAAUCAUUUCCUGGUUCCAAUUAAGCAGUCGUCUGUGCGUCUACAGAAUAACGACAACAUUCCUGUUUGGGAGUACCAGUUUGGACCAGCUGGCUAGUCUGACAAGCAGCUCGGUUAAAGGUUUGUUUUGUGUUAUGGCAGAUGACAGGACUGCUGCCGGGGAGCGAGCCUAGGUGAUGCAUCAUCAUCAAAUGCAGCCAAAUCCCAAAUCUGGCUGGCCCUCGACUUACAACUCGGAAAAUAAUAACGUGAACUGGAACGGCACUAUGGAUGCUCCCCAGUACCCUGGAUACCCCUCAAACUAUUGGUAUCCCCAGUCUCAUUCCACAGGACACUAUGCAAGUACCUAUCCCUCUGGAUCAGACGUGCAGCCACCUUACAAUCCUCAGGCAAUGCCUGGAGCAUAUCCAAAUGGCCAUGGUGUUUACAGCCCAGGGCAGGGUCAGUAUUCAACAAGUAACUUCCACCCAUCCAACCCAUUCUACUGCCCGGACCCUCAGAGACCGGCUCCAUGUUCCUACCCCAGCCAAGGCUGCCCAGCAGAGCAGAGCAGUGGGGGCUCGGGACAGCCGCACUCUCACCACCAACACCAACACCAUCAGUAUCCUGGCCCACACUGUCAAGGGACACCUGGAUAUCCUCCUGCGUCGUACCCUCACUACAGUGAAGGUGGUCAUGCAAUGCCUCCCAACCCCCCAUACCCCACCGGCCAGUCUCUCCACCCCAGACCCCAGGCUGACGCGUGGGCACACUCUGGUGGGUAUCCGUCCUCACAGCAGCAGUGGCAGCCGGGUCAGCAGCCUCCCCAAAAUCACUAUGGAAAUCCUGUCCGUCCCCAGCAUCCCCCAGCGUGGCCAGGGACAGGAACUGGUGCUCCGCCACCGUAUCAACCCAAGGACCAACAGCACCAACGUGCCCCACAGGUGGGACCAAAACCUAGGCCUGCUCCAUCCCCUAAUCCCCCCAAUGGAAAGCCUGCAGAUUUCAGUUCACCUCCACACAUGUACAACAGAACAGGGAAAGGUGGGCCAACGGAGCAUAAUUCUCAGGGUGAGCCCCCACCCUUCGCUCAGGCCCCGGCCCAAGCUCCAGCUCCUGCUCCAGCUCCAGCUCCAGGCCAGACCCAGGGCCUGGCUGGGCCUCAGACCUUCAGUGAUAACCCAGGUCUAGCUAAAGUCCAGCAGGUCAUGACCAGAGUGCUGUUGCUCCAGGAGGACGUUGAUGAGUUUGUGGGCAAAAAAACAGACAAGAGUUACCGGUGUCUGGAGGAAUUACUGACGAAAGAGCUGCUGGAACUGGACUCUGUGGAGACCCAGGGACAGGACAACGUCAGGCAGGCCCGGAAGGAGGCCGUUCAGAGGAUCCAGGCCAUUCUGGAUCAGCUGGAGAAGAAAGCCUUCUGAAGUGGGCUUAUUGUUUGGUUCUGGGGGUCACUGAAUCUUGUUAUCUCCUUUUCUUCUUCAAAUCCUCUACUGACACAGUGAGGAUUUGGACUUGUUCCUCGGAGCCGCACUAUUCUAAACUUCUUUCCACCACCGUGAUCUGAAAGGCCUGCAGUAAAUGGCAAGGAUCUAAGAAUAAGGUGAAAAAAAUAAUACGGAAUCACAACUUUAAAAGCCCCUACAUGCUGGUAUGAGACUCUAGAGUUGAUGUAUGGAUAAAAUCUGCAAACUGAUGGUUGUACACGUCUUAUCCAACUUCAGCCUCAGUGAGUGACUGUGUUGGCUUCAUAACCUGACACGCCUUGCUCAGCUCAUCUUUUAUGCCAUGCUUAUGCCGGCAUAACACGGGACAGAGUGACGGGAACAUGAAUUAUGUUGUACCACAUUGCCACUCUUAGUGGUCUCUAACCUGUGAUACAGAUUCAGAUGAUCUGCUUUGGUUUCAGUGGGAUCAAACAUGCAUUCACUGAGCUAUGUGUUAUUACAUGUCACAGCCCAUUGCACGGUCAGCAUAGUGUUCAUUAUGUCAUUUCCUCCAAAUAAUCCUCACCCACCUGCCAGAGUCAAAAACACAUGAUGGACAGUAGUCACUCAGUAAUCCAGUCCUGCAGGAAUAGGUGCAAUGCUUUUCUUUUCAAAUGUAUUCCUACUCCUGCAUGUUCUGUAAUAAUAUUAUAGACAACCACUGUUGAAUUGUCUUGACACCUCAGUGCCCACGUGUGAGCCUGGACUGUAGCUGAUGAGUGAAAACCCCCUGAAGAUUGCUGUCCCCAUUACUCCAUCUUGCAGUGGAAAUUGCUUCCCAAGUGCAGACCUAGAAUCAGACCUACAUACAAAUGCCAUGUUUUUCACUGUUGGAAUUGGUGUUAUCACUCAUACAUAAGAUGUAUGUUUCAUGUUUGAUAAUUACUUUAAACACCCCCACACAUACACUCUUUUGAGCACUUAGAACGUAUAUGAGUAGUAGGAAACAAACAAUUUUAAAGUUGUGUUCAUUGCUUGUUCAAUCCAUUGCUCCCACUGAAGGAUAAAUGAAAAGAUGUAAUAUAAAGUUGUAAAGGAACUUUGAUACACGAGGGCAACUUGUCAUGGUAUUUGGAUUAGAUAUCCGUGGGAGUCAGAUCCUCCCAAAGAAUAAUCCUGAUGUCCCUGUAUUAAAUUUAGUUUGCACCAAAAACACUUCAGGCUUCUGUUGAGCGGUCCUUUUUUCCCUCCAACUUAUGCUUGUUAUGUUGAUUUAGAAAAGAAGAGUGCCAUAUUUUGGGGGAAGCUUUUAUAAUGAUAGAAAAAUAAUAAAAUUAAAGAUCUCAAACUUUGCAUGGAAAGAAAAACAUCUGUCUGUUUGUUCAUUUUCAUGUAGUUAUUUGUUUUUUGUUAUGUGUUUUGAUCAAGAUCCAUUGUACAAUUUGUAAUAUAAAGUAUAUGUAAAACAAAUCUUUUAUUUCAAGAACAGGAUCCUGCCUAUAGGUGUUUCAGAUGUAAUGCAUGUUUCCAACACAAGAUGGGAAUCCUUGCCUGACAAAUACUGAAAUUACCACUAGACUGACAGACAACUGAGAAAUAAUUAAAUGUCAGGAUAUUUUUUACCAUGUGGUCAAGUUAAUUUAUGCUCUAUUUGAUAUCACCUUUCUAUGCAGUCCAAUUAAAACAGGAAUUAAAUAUUU